This is a messenger RNA of Conger conger (European conger), 2407 nucleotides long. It is a transcript of the gene galm, whose product is annotated as galactose mutarotase. Gene Ontology annotation, molecular function: carbohydrate binding; aldose 1-epimerase activity. Bases 403 to 1437 code for a protein of 344 amino acids. Gene Ontology annotation, biological process: glucose metabolic process; beta-D-galactose catabolic process via UDP-galactose, Leloir pathway. The record is from RefSeq and is a predicted model, not a curated record. NCBI's taxonomy places the organism in Eukaryota, Metazoa, Chordata, Actinopteri, Anguilliformes, Congridae. The transcript has 7 exons.
GCUAUGCAGAUCAGCGAGGAUAUGCUACCAAACAUUCCGUCGCUUUCUGAUGAUGUAGUUAAAAGUUUAACAUCUGUAUUUACAGAUUCAAAAUUGAAAGUUAUUGCCGAUUCAGCUAACCAUAUCAGCAAUAUAUGCGCAUGUCGUCGCAUUUAAUAAGCCCAGUUUUAGAAUUUAGGUUAAACUGUCUUUGCGAAAGAAGCUUCGUUGCAAAAGGAGAUUUCCUCUUCAUCUGAAGAGCAAGGAAACUUUAAAGCAGGUAGAGUGCAGAUUUAGGCGAAUAGGUUAGGGAUAGGGUAAUCGCGUUUGUCACGAGUAGUGGUCGUGUGGUCACAUUCUGUGGUCACGCGUAGUAACAGGUUAAAAAGACAAAUUUGCGAAAAGUAGGCACAUUUUAUAAGAAUGACAGAGGUAUCAAAAGAAGAGUUUGGCGUAAUACCUGGACAAGGAAAUGUGGAAAAAUGGAAGUUAAAGUCGCAAAGCGUCACGGUAGAAAUAAUAUCACUUGGUUGCAUUAUAACAUCUUUGAAGACCAAAGACAAGAAUGGGGAAAUGGACGACAUCGUGCUGGGGUUUGAUAGCCUUGAAGGGUAUCUGACAAAUCCCAGAUACUUUGGAGCUGUUGUUGGGCGGGUGGCCAAUAGGAUUGCUGGGGGGAGGUUCGCCAUCGAUGGGAGGGAGUAUCAGCUGGCCGUCAAUAACGCACCGAAUGCUCUCCACGGGGGACUGAAGGGCUUCGACAAGGCCGUGUGGGAGUGUGAAGGCACAGCGGAUGGUGUGAGGCUGUCUCUGAUCAGUCCGGCAGGGGAGGAGGGCUACCCCGGGGAGCUAAGUGCCUCCGUCACCUACUGCCUGCUGGGAAACACCCUCACCGUCCAAUACCAGGCCACCGCCAGCCAGGCCACGCCUAUCAACCUCACCAAUCACUCCUACUUCAACCUGGCUGGACAUGGGACCCCAGACAUAUAUGACCACCAGGUGUCAAUCAAUGCAGAUGCCUACCUGCCUGUGGAUGACACCAUGAUUCCUACAGGGGAAGUCAGGGCUGUGGAAGGCACGCCCUUUGACCUCAGAAAGCCCGUGCUGAUUGGGCUGCGAUUAGAGGAAGUCCCAGGACCAGGUUUUGACCACAACUUCUGCCUGUCCUCUCCUGGGGCCCCCCCACAGGAACGGCCCUGCGCCAGGGUGUACCACGCACAGAGUGGCCGGGUUUUGGAGGUGAGCUCCUCACAGCCUGGGGUGCAGUUCUACACUGCCAACUUCCUGGACGGAAGCCUGCGUGGGAAGGGCGGGGCCACCUACCCCAAACACAGCGCCCUCUGCCUGGAGACACAGAACUGGCCUGACGCGGUCAACCAGCCCCACUUCCCCAACGCCCUACUGAAGCCUGGAGAGACCUACAGUCACACUACCCGCUUCUGCUUCAGCUUCAUCUGAGGCCUACAGCCACACCACCUGCUUCAGCUUCAGAUCUGAGACCUACAGCCACACCACCUGCUUCAGCUUCAGAUCUGAGACCUACAGCCACACCACCUGCUUCAGCUUCAGAUCUGAGACCUACAGCCACACCACCUGCUUCAGCUUCAGAUCUGAGACCUACAGCCACACCACCUGCUUCAGCUUCAGAUCUGAGACCUACAGCCACACCACCUGCUUCAGCUUCAGAUCUGAGACCUACAGCCACACCACCUGCUUCAGCUUCAGCUCUGAGACCUACAGCCACACCACCUUCUUCAGCUUCAGAUCUGAGACCUACAGCCACACCACCUGCUUCAGCUUCAGCUCUGAGACCUACAGCUACACCACCUGCUUCAGCUUCAGACUGCAGUUUUGAUUGGCCUGUGCAUGCAUCUGUAUACGUAAUGGAUGUAAUGUAUAAUGUAUCUGUAUAGAAACGUUUUAAUGACCAGCUCAAAGUUACCCAUAGACAUUUUUGUUCAUUCCACUCAACACCGGCAAGUACAUCUACUCAGUCCCUCCUAACGAGCAGGACAUUGAGGCUAAUGUACGCCCUCACCUGACUGAGAGAAUGAGCAUCAGGCGGAUCCUGUGGUCUGGUAUAACGAGGCUAACGAGGCUAUACCUGGCCGACCUGCAGGGAUCAUCUACCAGUCCUUUGUCUUCAGAUAGAGACACAAAUAAAAGGCAGUAAAUUAAAUUAUGCUUGAACAUGCGGCUCUAGUUUGUGACUUCUCCUCCAGGUCGACUGAAUACUGCAACCAUAACACUGAAUACUGCAAUCAUAACAAUAGGUUUGAAAUCAACAUGUUUUUUCUCAACUUGCCCAAUUGUAAACUACAAACUGCCAGUGAGGCUGGAUGUGAGCAGGUCUGUCCGUUGACCCAGUGGAAGUGGCUUCAUUUGUGCAUUUAGACAUGAGCAUUACCAUAGAAUCAAGAUUUUCACU